Molecule: messenger RNA, 2220 nt
Organism: Fusarium redolens
Lineage: Eukaryota; Fungi; Ascomycota; Sordariomycetes; Hypocreales; Nectriaceae
Exons: 1
Coding region: 32-2044 (670 amino acids)
Biological process (GO): DNA-templated transcription; regulation of DNA-templated transcription
Cellular component (GO): nucleus
Molecular function (GO): DNA-binding transcription factor activity, RNA polymerase II-specific; DNA binding; zinc ion binding
Source: RefSeq, a predicted model, not a curated record
GUACUAAAUAGAAUUUGUCCCACGUCAAGCCAUGAGCUCUACUUCUAGGCUGAGGAAGCAUAGGGAGCGGCUAGCUUGUGCAGCAUGCCGGCAGAGGAAGCUCAGGUGUGAUCGUGAAAGCCCCUGCGGCAGCUGUGUUCGCAGGAGAGAUGUUACAUCAUGCUCCUACGAAGUUUCCAUCGAUAACUCGGAGCGCGACCGUGUCGGCCAAGCCGCCCAGGCCCAAGCACGCCUUGAACAUUUGGAGCACCUCGUCGAGUUACUUGCGGGACAACGUACAACUACCACUAACGGAGUUCAAGAUGCCACUCCAUCUGCUGCGUUGCCACCAGAUCCGGGCAUCGCGGAACAUGCAAAUGCAUCGUCUUCUUCACGUUCUGACCUUUGUUACCAGGCUGGAGGCGGCACAACACACUGGUCAGCCAUGCUGGAUGAUAUACAAGCUCUCAGGUCUACGCUCGAGUCUUUCGAGGACAAUAAUGCAGAUGCUGAAGACGCCAGCGCUCCUCAAUUAGAGGCCGGAAUGGGAAUAGGCGUUAUGUUCGGUGCUGGUCUCUCGCAAGCUCUCAGUAUCGAACAAGUACUCAUUACUCAUCUUCCCUCACGAAGGAAUGCCGACCGCCUGGUGUCAGCAUACUUCCGAGUUCGGUUGUACAUCACGCCAUUCAUACACUCAGUGCAAUUUCGGAGGCAGUACGAGGCUUUUUGGAAUGACCCUACUGCCGCAUCGCCGCUCUGGAUCUCGAUCCUCUUUUCAAUGCUGUUCAUGGCCACCAACAUUUCCCGGACGGGUAGAGAAAACGAGGCACCAGGGCAUGGAUUUACAGUUGCUGCCGCCCAGUGUCUUGCUUUGGGCGAGUAUUUCCGUCCCAAGGCCUUCUGCUUUGAAGCACUCCUGCUUUACGUUCAAUCGCGUUUCGUCACUUGUCUAGAGAUCUCUCCAGAUAUGGGUACUCUUCUUAGCAUGCUUGCCCAUAUCGCCACGGUUUCAGGCUAUCACAGAGAGAGCAGCGUCCCAGGCCUGAGUCCCUUCGCAGCAGAGAUGCGACGCAGGGCAUGGAGUAUGUUCUUGCAGCUUGAUCUUCUGGUAUCAUUCCACCUGGGUGUUCCGUGUAGAAUCACCUUAUCAGUCUCAGACACACAGGUUCCAAGCAACCUCCUCGACUCCGACUUUGACGAAGACAGCACUCGACUGCCUGCCUCACGACCGAAUACUGAGCUGACUGGUGUGACAUUUUGCAUCCUGAAGCACAGAUUCAUGACAAUAUUCGACAAGAUCCUUCAACAUGUGCUGAUGAAUCGUUUACACGAAGCAAAAGAUCAUGAUAUCGACUCUUUGGACACUGAACUGAAAGAUUUAUACGAAACCCUACCGGAAUUAUAUCAGCCUCGGCCAAUAGAAAAUUGUGUCAUCGAUCAUCCCCAACUUAUUGUCGCUCGUCUUUGUAUCUCUUUUGUAUACUACAAAUGUCUCUGUGUUCUUCAUCGUCCACAUGUAACAAAAUAUCGAGAUAAGAGCCUCCGAGAAUGCUAUGCCGCGUCAUCUGCCCUGGUAGCUGAUCUCUUGCGUGUUUAUGAGGAGUGUAAGCCUGGAGGUCAGCUGGACACUGAGGAGUGGCUUAUGAAGAGUAUCACUUGGCAUGACUUCUUACUCGGUGUAACCACACUGUGUCUUGUGGCCUACGCAACAAAUCAGACAACGGAGGGAUUCCAUAUUGACCAGCCGGGUGCAAAGCUUCUCUUGGAGAGAGCCAGAACAGUUAUUCAGAUUGAACAAUCAGAAUAUGGAGCAAGGGCUCAACCUAGAGUUUUAUCAAUAGUGGAAGCUACCGUUACUCAUUUGGAGGCGCAACAAAGCAAAGAAGGCAUGCAAGUACUGGCUGAUAUGAAUACGUUACCACCCACGAACACCAUGCGAGCAUCAUCAAAUGGAACUGAGAGAUGGAGCUGGAAACUGGGCGACGUUCAGCUAUCAAACGAAACUAAUUGGGACUAUCUCGACGAACUGUUCGAUACCUCUCAUCAUGAAAUGUUGACCGAUUAGUAAACAUAGUCUAAUACAGGUAUAGAAAUGAACUUGUCGUUGAAUUCUUGUCUCUACGUGUGAUUUAAGCUGAGCCUCUAGUAGCAGUAUUGGCAGCUCCUCCUAUGCAUGCGAAUCGAGCCCUACCAAGGCUGAACGCCUUGCUUUGAUACGACUUUGCCCACAUCUUUAUCCCU